UCAGAAAUACAAACAUACCGAAAAAAAGUAACCAAUAAUAUUAUUAGUUUUAGACCAAAAAAUAAUAUUAUUACUUAUAUUAAAAAUGGAGAACAAAGGGAAGAACAUCGAACAAGCUCAAGCAAGUUGUUAUCAACAGUGGAUGAGUUUACAAUCCCAACGCGUCCCUGAGCUUAAACAAGCCUUAGCUCAACGGCGCACUCACGAAGGCACGGCCGACGCUGCCGCCGAUGAUAACAAGCUCCGUGAAUUAACACAAAACAUCAUUGGAGAUUUCAAAAAUUACGCUGGAAAAAGAGCUGAUUUAUCUCACCGAUGUAGCUCGAGCUAUUAUGCGCCGUCGUGGAACACUCCUUUAGAGAACGCUCUUAUUUGGAUGGGUGGUUGUAGACCUUCUUCUUUCUUUAGGCUCGUUUAUGCUUUGUGUGGGUCCCAAACCGAGAUUCGUGUUACUCAGUUUCUCCGUAACAUCGACGGCUACGAUUAUUCAGGUAGUGGUGGCGCAUCACUCAGCGAUCUAACGGCGGAGCAACUAGCAAAGAUCAACGUGUUGCAUGUAAAAAUCAUAGACGAAGAAGAGAAGAUGACAAAGAAAGUUUCGAGCCUGCAAGAAGACGCGGCGGAUAUCCCCAUCUCCACCGUGGCUUACGCAGAGGAGCACGUGGGAGAGCCUAACGCAAUGGUGGAUCAAGCUCUCGACAAGCAAGAAGAAGCUAUGGCCACUUUAUUGGCCGAGGCCGAUAAUCUGAGGGUAGAUACUUUGGCCAAAAUCAUAGAGAUUCUGACGCCAGUGCAAGCGGGGGAUUUUUUGAUGGCCGGAAAAAAGCUUCAUCUUUCAAUGCAUCACUGGGGAGCGUUAAGAGAUCGGCGCCGUGGUGAAUGCAUAAUUGACGCUGGAAACGAUGGCGGGGGAGAGGAGGAGAAGUAGUCGUCUCUAUAGUAGAUAUGGUAUUAUAUUAUAGGUACGUACGUGUCAAAUAUGAGAUCGCAUAAUAACAAGAUUUCAUAAUCUAGCAAUUAUAAGGUUUCUUUUUUUUUUAACACAUGCAAUUAUAAGGUUUUAUGACAUAGUUUAGGGAUAUAUAAUCCUUAUAUGUUAGUUUUAUUUUCCCAAAACUUAUCUCAUCAUUGUGCAAUGCGUUUGGAUUAUAUUAAUAAUAGUUUUUUAAUAAU
Molecule: messenger RNA, 1173 nt
Organism: Brassica napus (rape)
Lineage: Eukaryota; Viridiplantae; Streptophyta; Magnoliopsida; Brassicales; Brassicaceae
Product: protein DELAY OF GERMINATION 1-like
Exons: 2
Coding region: 86-928 (280 amino acids)
Biological process (GO): DNA-templated transcription
Molecular function (GO): sequence-specific DNA binding
Source: RefSeq, a predicted model, not a curated record